Messenger RNA from Tarenaya hassleriana, 1061 nucleotides. RefSeq lists its product as uncharacterized. Bases 306 to 647 code for a protein of 113 amino acids. The record is from RefSeq and is a predicted model, not a curated record. NCBI's taxonomy places the organism in Eukaryota, Viridiplantae, Streptophyta, Magnoliopsida, Brassicales, Cleomaceae. The transcript is spliced from 2 exons.
CUCAAAAAGAAACUUUCGAAGUCCAUUUGCCCAACCAGAAACGUCAAACCGGAAAUCCUACCGUCGAAGUCUCCGUUUCUCCGGUAACUAUUUCCAGUGUCAAGAAAUGGAAAUCUGAAGGGAAGGAAAAUAAAUUAGGAAUUUGCUUGGCGGGCAAGCGUGAAACGGAUUAAAAAAUCGUGGGUUACGAUUGAUUUGUCGAAAAAUCCUAGUUGCAACCCUGCAUUUUCAGGCGAUACAUUGGUCGAGAAGUUGAGAAAAACGGAGGAUCCGAGUGGGGAAUCACGAUCUUUCAGUCAGAUUCGAUGGACCCAUCUCCGUACGGAUCAGGAGCACCGAAGGAGUUCGUCACGAAGCGGCUCAAGCUCGCCUGGCGAAUUCUUUUGAUCUCAAAUCUCGGCCUUGGAGCUUAUAUGUUUGCAAAGGCGAGAAAGAAGGACUUGGCUACGGUUGAACACAAAGGAGUGAAAAACAGUACAGUUCUCGCUGAACCGGAAGAAACCAGAUUAGUAGUCGAUGAACUGUCAAUGCCGAGUGAGUAUACAGAUGCAGCUGAAGCGCCGAUCUAUCCAUUGCACGGAAACCAUUUCCCGAAGAUGAGCAGAGAGAGCUAUUCAAGUGAAUAUCAGCAGAGAAAAGGAAGAUGAAACCGAAAGACCAGGGAGAGAAGAAACGGGUCGAUGAAGAAACGGUUCAUUCGUGCUGAAAAGAUCUCAAAAAUUCAUUCCAGACAAUUCUUUUGAUUCAUCUCCUUGGGAUCAGGAUAAAUUCUUCUCCCAAUAGGAAAUAUAGAACACAUUAUUUGUGUUGUUAACUUCAGGAUUGUCGGUUUUAUAUGGAUGUUUUUUUACAGAUUUGAACAUGCGAUGAGAAAAGCGUCACAAUCCGUCGCAAAAUGGCGACGACCCAUUUGCGUCAACUAGCGACGGUAAUACCAGUUUUUCGUUGCGAAUUUGUGACGUACUAAUGACAAACAUUUUCCGUCGCAACUUGCAAUAGAAUUUGUUCUCUGUCGCGAUACAACGUUUUUAUGAUUUGGAUUCAUUGCAUAUGAGAUAUGA